AUGUCUGUUAUUGUGCAAGAUGAUCUUCUCACAGCUGGCGCCUGGGCCACCUGUGGCCCGACCAGCUCCAGGUCAGCUGAAGCAGGAGCACCAAUAUUUAGUGAUCCAAACUUGCUGAAGAGAUCGUUCAGGGCAUGGCCUGCAUCACACUCCAUACGACUAAAAUGUCAAGCAAUUGGUGCACCACCGCUCAAAUACAAAUGGUUGAAGGACGGAAGGAUCAUAAAAAAACGACGUUUGGACCCACAUACUAAUUCUUCCCUUUGGUACCUGAAACUGCGAGAUCUUUCACCCGCUGAUUCUGGGAGAUACACCUGCAUAGUAUCCAAUCAAUAUGGUUCGAUAAAUCACACUUUUACUCUUCAAGUUGUUGCCAGACCUCAGUCAGCUCCGAUCCUACAGACAGGUCUUCCAAAGAACAAAACUGUGCAAGUUGGAGAUGAUGUGACAUUUACCUGUAUUGUUAUUGUUAGUGGAACUCUCCCGGAUCUCAGAUGGCUUAAAUGGAACAAAUCCGUCAAUUCUAUUCCGAAAACUUACAAUGAAAUUUUAAAUGGAUCAUAUCGCCUUAUAGACCGAUACUAUUACAGGACCGUUCGAGUGAAAAAAAAUUAUGGUGUUGAGGUGAAUAUUGUAAAUGUGACCGAGGAGGAUUUUGGACUCUACACUUGCUUGGUGCGCAAUCAUAUCGGCAACGAUUUCACUUGUGCAUUCCUCAUCAAAAAUGUGAAACCCACGGUUCCUGUGACAGCUAAACAUCGGUCAGCUCCGAUCCUACAGACAGGUUUGCCAAAGAACAAAACAGUGCAAGUUGGAGAUGAUGCAACAUUUACCUGUUUAGUUCCUGUUAGUGGAACUCUCCCGAAUUUCAGAUGGCUUAAAUGGAACAAAUCCGUCAAUUCUAUUCCGAAAACUUACAAUGAAAUUUUAAAAGGAUCAUAUCGCGUUAUGGACCCAUACUAUUACAAGACCGUUCGAGUGAAAAAUAAUUAUGGUGUCGAGUUGAAUAUUGUAAAUGUGAUUGAGGACGAUUUUGGACUCUACACUUGCUUGGUGAGCAAUCAUAUCGGCGACGACUUCAGUAGUGCAUUCCUCAUCAAAUAUGUGAAACCCACGGUUCCUGUGACAGAUCAGAAGACUCAUAAUGCUCUUGUUCCUGGAAUCGUCACAGCAUGUGAGCUAAUUACUGUGGCUAUUUUAAUCGUUAUCUGUUGGCGCCUUCAAUCGAACCCAAUCAAAAAAUCCUUGAAUCCUUCAGUUUCACUGUCAAAACCUACAUUUGAAUACGAUGCGUUCGUUAUUUUCAGCUCCCAAGAUUCGGAUUGGGUGGUUAAAACUCUUAUUCCAACUCUCGAGGAAAAACACCAUUUUAAAUGCUGUGUACAUUACAGAGAUUUCGUUCUUGGAGUACCUUUCCGCGAAAAUAUGGUCAACAGUGUUUACAAGUCUAGAAAAACACUAGCUGUCGUGUCUAAGAACUUUUUUAAUAGCAAUUAUUGUGGUUCUGAAAUGGAUUAUGCCCUCCAUCGACUUAUGGAAAGGAGAGAUGAUAGUUUAGUCGUAAUCAAAAUUGAUGACGUUGAUAGAAUAAAACUUCCUAAGGAGCUGCGAAAAAGAAGCUACAUAGACCUUCAAAAGUCUGUUGAAAAGGAUCACUGAGACAGAAAACUGGUUAAAUGUUUAACGCUUCCCAGCGAUCAGCCACAGAAACAGAUUCUGUAAUAAGCUAUCUUUGUCUGAGCGGUCACAUGCUCGCACGUUGGUGUAGUAAA
Molecule: messenger RNA, 1772 nt
Organism: Pocillopora verrucosa
Lineage: Eukaryota; Metazoa; Cnidaria; Anthozoa; Scleractinia; Pocilloporidae
Source: RefSeq, a predicted model, not a curated record